Anastrepha obliqua is the source of this 1553-nucleotide messenger RNA. RefSeq names its product serine protease grass-like. Gene Ontology annotation, biological process: proteolysis. Gene Ontology annotation, molecular function: serine-type endopeptidase activity. Bases 187 to 1347 code for a protein of 386 amino acids. NCBI's taxonomy places the organism in Eukaryota, Metazoa, Arthropoda, Insecta, Diptera, Tephritidae. The transcript has 5 exons. The record is from RefSeq and is a predicted model, not a curated record.
CAAACAAAUUUAUAAUAUGUAAAUAACUAAAAACACAAAAAAAAACAUCUUGCUUUGGAAAACAAAAAUCCCCUUCAGUGUACAAUCACGCUAUACUACCGCGAAUUGAACGCACAUACAUACAUACUUACGUUCUUAGGAAUUUAUUUAGUAAAUUUAAGAAACUUGAAUAAGAAAAAAGCAAAAAUGUAUUGCAAUAAAUUUUUUUGGCUACCAAUACUUUUCGCGUCAUUGCAAGUGGCCUACGCACAAUAUUAUUCUUGCUUAACACCCUACAACACGUACGGCCGCUGUGUGCCUUACAACAAAUGUGAAUUUCUUCAAAAACUCUUCACUCAGUACGGUCUUUCACUGCCACAAAACUAUUUAGCGGAUAUACAAAAGUCGCGCUGUCAAGGAAGCACACCUGGGAUACAUAUCUGUUGUGAUGACACUCUUUCCCCAACUCCCGCCCCAGAACCUACACCAUCGAGCGGAGGAGGCGAUAAGAAGGAUACGGAUUAUGUGGCGUCGAUGAAUCAACAGGGUUUGAGCAUAUUGCGUGCACAAAAAUGUGGCGGCGCUGGCGGAGAGCGUGUGUCGCAUGGGCAAAAUGUCGAUCUGUACGAAUUUCCUUGGAUGGCACUGUUAAUUUACAGUAGUCAGGAGGAUCGCUUCAAGUGUGGUGGAUCACUUAUAACAGAUAACUAUGUAUUGACUGCAGCGCAUUGUAUGGUGGGCGUGUCUGAGAAAAUAAUUGGCGUUCGUUUGGGCGAACAUGAUUUAACCGAGGAAGAGGAUUGCAUAACAGUCAAUCAACGUCGCAUCUGUGCACCGCCAGUGGAAGACAUUGGUGUGGAAAAGACUAUACCGCAUCCAGAUUUCAAUAAUGCGCGCAAAACAAAUGAUGUCGCUUUGGUGAAACUCGUACGUUCAGUACAGUUCAAAAAACACAUCAAGCCAAUUUGUUUGCCUAUUAUCCCAGAAGCUGCACAAAUACCCAGAGACCGGCGCUUCUUCAUAGCUGGUUGGGGCGGCACUGAAAAUAGCAAAACAUCGAAUAUAUUGCAAAAGGCGUUGGUGCCAUUCAAAACGCGUGAGCAAUGCCAAAACAUUUUCCGACGUACGCGCAUCAAUGAUAAUCACCUCUGCGCGGGUGGUGAUGGCUUGAUUGACACAUGCAAGGGUGACUCUGGUGGCCCACUGUUCUAUUUGGCACCCUACAGUGGGGCGCACAAAUCUUUACGCUAUGUCCAAUAUGGUAUUGUGUCCUUUGGUGGCACAGAGUGUGGCAGUGAUAAGAAUUCCCCAGGCAUAUACGCCAAUGUUGCCAACUUUAUGCCAUGGAUAACCAGCCAUAUUGUUUAGACACACCGACAUACAUAUAAAUUCUAAUUGAAAUGCAAUGGAAUGACGAUUUGUUUGUGCAAUAUUUAUUAUUUUAAUUAUUUUUUAUACGCUAACGUGUUUUCCUUUUAAUUUAUCAUUUAAUACGUAUUUAUGUAGUAGUAGUAUUUAUAUACAAACAUAUUAUUUAAACUCAAACAUAGGUUAACAUAUACAUACAAGCAAGU